This is a messenger RNA of Diabrotica virgifera virgifera (western corn rootworm), 3972 nucleotides long. Its product is annotated as otoferlin-like. The record is from RefSeq and is a predicted model, not a curated record. Gene Ontology annotation, biological process: plasma membrane organization. Gene Ontology annotation, cellular component: membrane. Bases 1 to 3972 code for a protein of 1323 amino acids. NCBI's taxonomy places the organism in Eukaryota, Metazoa, Arthropoda, Insecta, Coleoptera, Chrysomelidae. The transcript is spliced from 20 exons.
AUGAACAUUUAUCACCAGUUUUAUCAUAAAUGGGCUCUUCUUACUGAUCCAGAUGAUAUAGCUGGGGGACCAAAAGGAUAUUUAAAAUGUGAUAUUAGCGUUAUUGGAAAAGGGGACACGGUCAAAGUUCCUCCGAAAAGCGAAAAAGACGAAGAUGAUAUCGAAGCCAAUCUUCUUCUUCCUGACGGUGUUCCGACUGAUAGACAGAAAGCUCGAGUAAUCGUGAAAAUUUACCGUGCAGAUGGGCUCCCGAAAAUGAAUUCCUCGUUAAUGGCCAACGUGAAAAAGGCAUUCACAGGGGAGCUCAAUGACCUAGUCGAUCCUUACGUACAAGUAUCAUUUGCUGGAUUAAUGGGUAAAACGAGCGUUAAAAAACACAGCUAUGCACCCGUGUGGAAUGAGCAGCUAAUUUUCACGGAGAUGUUUCCGCCUUUGUGUCAGAGGAUAAAAAUUCAACUGAGAGACAACGAUCCAGUGAAACCAACGGUCAUCGGGACGCAUUUCAUCGAUUUGAAAAGGAUUUCGAACGACGGCGAAAAAGGGUUUCUUCCAACAUUCGGUCCAUCUUUCAUUCACCUCUACGGAUCUACUAGAGAUUACAGCCUUAUUGACGAGCAUUCGAGUUUAAACGCAGGAUUAGGGGAAGGUGUUUCUUAUAGGGCACGUCUUUUGAUAUCUAUACGAACCGAAAUCACUGAUAGUAUUGAUCUGUCACCUGCAUCGGUAGAUUUGGAGCCGGUCGUGCCUGUAAAUGAAGCAUCGUAUGCCAAGAACGAAGAAUUCUUUUUAUUCGCGUGCAUUCUUGAAGCUUCCAUAGUAGAUAAAAAAUUAGGCGAUAAACCAGUCUACUUUGAGAUAAGCAUAGGAAAUGCUGGGAAUGCUAUGGAUGGACACAAUGAAUCAACAAGGGAUCAUUAUGAUUCUGAUAGUGAUGAGCUAGAGGUGGUUUCUUCCGAUAGCGCUUCUUGGCAGAGUACAACUUCCCCAGCAAAACCUAUGACGCAUGACAAAACCUACUAUUUCUUACCUUAUUGGGACAACAAACCGUGCAUGCAUAUAAGAUCCGUUUGGCCAGAUCAUCGAAGGAGAAUGUACAAUUCAAAUAUGAUAACAAAGAUUGUUGAAAAAUUUGAAGAUGCCCUCUCUGAAGUAACAUCAGCAUUAGAGGCUGAUGAUUCAAAUGUUGAAAUUCAAUUUAAGCAAGUAUUGGAAGAUCUUUCAGUUAUAUGUGGAAAAUACGUUACAAUAUGUAAGGCUUCCCUUACUGGCCCUGGAACAGGCAAAACUAAACUUGAUAAAGAGCAUAUUAAAUUAUGCCAGAGGGAAAUAGAGCAAAUUGGUGUGUCUGCAAGAAAUCUCAAAGCACUUGUUACAAAAAGCUCAUUCAAGGAAAGGUUUAAGACGGCACAGAAAUUUCUUGGAAAAUUAAAAUUCCUUAUAGAUGAUCCCCAACAUGCACUUCCGGACGUGUUUCUUUGGAUUAUAAGCGGUGGUAAACGACAAGCAUAUCAACGAAUUCCAGCUAGGGACAUAAUAUAUUCUGGUGUAGAAGAGGAAUGUGGAAAACAUUGUGGAAAAGUACAAACAAUGUUUCUAAAACUUCCAGGAAAAAAGGGGAUUGGUCCAAGUGGCUGGUCAAUUCCCGCCAAACUACAAAUAUUUCUGUGGCUGGGAUUACUUAAACACAAGAAAAACUUUCUUACCGGUAUACCAGGUGGAUAUGAACAAACUCACGAAAUAAAAAAUGUUGAAAGACCACGUGCUCUUCCACCAAGCACUAUUCAUUACGUGGAAAAACAUAUUUUUCAACUUCGAGCUCACAUUUAUCAAGCACGGUCGUUAAUUGGAAGUGAUGCGAGUGGAUUAUCAGAUCCAUUUGCGAGAAUAAUUGCAGGUGAAUUUAGUAAAACUACACAAGUUAUAGAUGAAACUUUAAGUCCAACCUGGGACGAACUUUUGAUAUUCGAAGAAAUUUUAAUCUACGGAGAUGGAGAUGAAAUAAAAAAUGAUCCACCUCCAAUUGUCAUCGAAAUAUUUGACCAAGACAAAGUUGGAAAAAGUGAGUUCAUCGGCAGAACUUUGGCAAAACCGAACGUUAAACUUCGAGAGGAUCCAUACACUAAACCAAAAUUUCCACCGUCUUUAGAGUGGUUUACCAUAUCCAGAGGCGCUGACAGAGCAGGAGAGCUUUUAGCAGCUUUCGAGCUGCUUGAAAUUUCAAAUGAAUAUGAAGGAUCACUGCCUUCAUUGCCGCAUCCCAAGGACAUUCCAAUGUAUCACGAGACUGAUCCCAAGAGAGUUGAACAACUGCUACCAGUACCGAGAGGGAUUAGACCAACAUUAGUACGAUAUAGAAUUGAAGUUUUAUUUUGGGGACUACGAGAUCUAAAAAGGAUUCAUUUACUGACUGUAGACAAGCCAAGAGUAGAUAUUGAGUGCUCGGGUAAUAUCCUGUAUUCAAGUAUAAUACAAAAUCGAAAGAAAAAUCCUAAUUUUAGUACACCAGUCAAGUUUCUUGAUUUAGAUUUGCCAGAACAAGAGCUUUACAGACCUCCUCUGACGAUUAGGGCUGUGGAUUGCCGUAGUUUUGGGCGAUAUACUUUAGUAGGAACUCAUAUUAUUAAUUCUAUUCAAAGAUAUAUGUACAAACCGAUGACGAAGAAACUAAGAGAAGCAGAAGAAAGAAAAAAAUCUCUACAUCAACUAAAAACUGGAGAUUCUAAUGUACUAUCUAAUCAAGUUUCAGCAUCAAAUAUGGCAGUUUCUCAUAAUGACAAAGAAAGAACUCCUUUGUUGCCAAAAGAUAUAUCAAUACAAAUAGGUUAUGGUACACAUGAUGGAACCAAAAAAAUAAAGGCUGAAACAAACAAAAGACGAAAACAAAGUUUUGACGAAGAAAUUGACGAUGAAGACGAAAACAAGGACUGGUGGACGAAAUAUUUCGCUUCUGUUGAACGGAUGAUCGAUGAGUCUAAAGAAGCAAAGAAAUUCCUGAACCAAAACGGAAACCUACAAGUACACGAAGAAGAGAAAAGUCCACAUUCGGGAAAUAGUUCAGACAAAAGUCCAGGACAAGAGCAUAAAAAACGAUUGGGAUUUAAAACUGUAUCUACAGCAUCCAGAAUCGCGGCUAGAAUAAGUCCAAAAAGUACUAGAAAAAGAAGUAAAUAUAAACCGGCACUUUGUAAGAUUUUUCCAACUGAAUUGGAAAGCAGACCAGAAUAUAACGAAUUUAAAGAAUGGUUGCAUACUUUUGAACUAUAUCGAGGCAAGAAAACUGGAGAAGAUGCUGAAGAUGACAGCAGAGUUGUAGGUUAUUUUAAGGGUGCUAUAAGAGUCUAUAAAUGGCCUUUGCCUAAAGAUAUAGAAGACAAAACGAUAAUGGGUUUUGAUCCACAAUUUGGGCUGUUCCAAGGAUUGCCUUCUAAUGAUCCGAUACGCGUGUUAGUACGAGUGUACAUAGUGAAAGCUAAUGAUCUACAUCCGAUGGAUUUAAAUGGCAAAGCAGAUCCGUAUGUUGUGCUACAACUAGGAUCUAAGAGAAUAAGUGAUAAGGAAAACUAUAUUUCAAAGCAGUUAAAUCCUGUUUUUGGAAAAUGUUUCGAGAUAGAAGCCACUUUUCCACAAGAUUCUCUACUGAUAAUUCAGGUCUAUGAUUGGGAUUUGGUUGGCUCAGAUGAUAUGGUCGGAGAGACAAAAAUUGAUUUAGAAAAUCGGUUUUAUAGCAGAUACAGAGCCAGUUGUGGAUUACCAGAAGUAUAUGAAGAGAAACUUCUAGAUAAAAUCCAAACUUCGAAAGGCCAGGAAGUUCUGAAGAAAUCUCCCAAGCUUAAAGGCAAAAAGCACAAAGUCUGUCACAGUAACAACGUUGGAUUGGAAGACGUUGAUUUCAUGACAGAUGAAGAGAUUAAGGCAGCAAAGCUAACAGGCAUCUCUAAAAAAAUAUUCAGUAACCUGGUGAAACAAGGCUAA